AUAGUCCGGUCUUCGGCCCUGGAAUACGGAGAGAAGAACGGGCUGCACGUCGUUGCACUUUGCCCUGGUCUGGUCUUCGGCCCUCUGUUGCAGCAUGUGGCGGUCAAUACCGGCAGCAAGGUCCUCGUCUACAUGAUAAAAGGAGGCCCUGACACGAUGAACAACAAGUUCUUUUCCAUCGUAGACGUUCGCGAUGUUGCCGACGCAUUGCUCCUAUUGUACAACAAGGCAGGGCCAUCUGAGAGAUACAUAUGCUCACUUGACCAAAUGGACCUAAAGGAUUUGCUGGCAAUCAUGAAGAACAUGUACCCUAGCUACACUUAUGCAGACAAGAUGGUUGAUGUGGACUUUAACGUCGGAGUCACUUCGGACAAGCUGAAGAAUUUAGGGUGGAAACCAAGGAAGAUGGAGGAGACACUCGUGGAUUGUAUCGAGUCCUACGAAAAAGCAGGGCUUCUUGGGGUUACAGACGAUGAACCAUGCCGGCUUCCAUUCAUCUACCGAAUGACGCCUAUCCAGGAAUGAGAAUGAUCCCAUAAU
Molecule: messenger RNA, 540 nt
Organism: Triticum dicoccoides
Lineage: Eukaryota; Viridiplantae; Streptophyta; Magnoliopsida; Poales; Poaceae
Exons: 3
Coding region: 133-525 (130 amino acids)
Source: RefSeq, a predicted model, not a curated record